This is a messenger RNA of Cotesia congregata, 3219 nucleotides long. NCBI's taxonomy places the organism in Eukaryota, Metazoa, Arthropoda, Insecta, Hymenoptera, Braconidae. The record is from the annotation of a GenBank genome assembly.
AUGAAUUUAAAGCGACAAAUUGGUGUGUUUGUGUGCGCACUAUUGGCAAUUACAAUUACACCGGUUUCUGGAGAAAUAAACCCUGAAGCUUUGGUAAAAGUCGUCGAAUUUGGAUGGAAGGCAAUCAAAGCCAUUCUUGAAAUAGAAUCCUUCAUCAAGGACGAUAAAUUUCAAGACGAUGUAAUUGAUGCAUUAGGUGAGAUUCGCGAAAGCACUGCGCGGAUUGAAUAUUUGAUAACCAACGAAGCUGAUCGCAUCAUCAGAGAGUUAUCGUUGAAAAUCGACAUGCAAAUCGUCCACAAGUUUGUUGAAACUGUUGAUCAAAUUAAUAAACGGUUUGAAAAUAAAUUUUUGAAAUAUUUUGUCGGAAAUGAAACGUAUGAACCCGAGACAAUUGAAAGUUACAUUAAUGCAACAAUUGAUGAGUCUAAAUUCAGGAAAAUAUUGUCUAAGAUACGAGAGUUUGCUGCCAGUUAUGUUCGUGAUUGCGAUGAAGGAGAAUCGGCAAGUGAUCAAAUCUUCUCAGUGUUUAAUCUUGCGAUGACUGGAGUAAUGAAAGGAUACUCUAUGGUGACCCAUGCUUACAAAUACCUUCAAUUGCAUUCUGCAAGUCCUAAUACAACAUACAAGUGCGAAAUGCGAGACGCUUUGGAGGAAUUUCAAACGACGGUUCAUCAAGUCGCCGAAGCUGCGCGAGUUAUCGCGGAAAUUGAAUCUAGAUCAAUUCGUCGAUGUGAUCCUAAAAAAUAUAAAGAAGGCGAAAAUUAUGAAAGUUACCAGUUCUUAACAACUUUUGUUACCAAUGAUUAUAUAUUAAACAAUAGAAAAUACAUUAUAGACGGUCUUUAUACAAAUCAACGAACAGCUGCAUUUUGCGAUGGACAUAUGUAUGAUAAAAUCUAUGAAGCAUGGUCUUUAGGAGCUUGUCUGGCGCCAGUGAAUAGCAAACGACGCUAUGACUACGUAUCAGUAUUGGGAGGAGAUUUGUACUAUUAUAACAAAGGUCGUGAAACUGAAGACUGUGAAAUCGAUUAUGGAUUAAAUCAUUCUAAAUGGCAGUGGAAGUUUUACUUCUACAGAUACAUUUGUGAAGAGCCUGUUUCUAGUCAAAAAGCUGCUUAUUUUAAUACUACAGCGCAAUACUCUGACUUCAAUAAUAAUCGAGUUAUAACAGGAAUUCGUUUGGUUACUAAAUUGUCAAUAACGUACUUUGAAAUUCAACAAGGAGUUCUUGUGAAUGGUACUAUUGACAAUACUACUGUCGAGUGGGAUGAUAGGGUCACUAGACACCUAGACUAUUACGAAAUUAAUCAUCUCUUGCCUUCUUAUACGGAAGGUGAUUUAGUUAGACUCACUUAUAACUUGAGAUCUUUAAAUUUAGAUGAUGUAGAUUUGCCAGCUGGAAUGGUUGCCGUUGGUGUUCAAUUUAAACUUGUGAAGAACCAAUUGACAUUUCAAGUAGCGGGCAUGCGAAUAGUUGACGAAUCAGGACAAUUUAUUUCUUCAUCAACAGUGGAAUGGUUCAGCAAAAAUAAUUCUAAUAGAACUGAAUUAAAAAUAGGUGAUCUUGAUAUUCCAACACUCGGUAACAACGUGAAUUUAGAAUUAAGCAAACGAGGAAAAGAAUUCGUCAAAUUUCAAAUGUCCAGUUGGAAUAUAGACGGUAGUCAGACGUUGUAUCCUUUUAUAGAUUUACAAGAUGUCAUUACUCAUCCACCAGCACCAAUUGGAGGUAUUGGGCUAUUUUACAAAGGCCAACAAGGAUUUGGAGGAUUCAUUGCUCCAAAACUCAUAAGUCUUAAUACUACUAUUUUAAUGAGUGAUGAGUAUUUAAAUAAUAUUUUCAAUGACACCGCCACAAUUGAUUUCUACGAGCUCUUGGGAGAUUGUUCAAAUCAAAAUUUUAUAGAAUACAAUGGUCUUAUAGAAGUGGCUAAAUUUGGCUGGAAGGUAAUUCAAGCUCUUAUAGCGAUUGAUUCUUCAGUAAAAAAUCACAAAUUUCAACAAGAUGUGAUCAACGCGUUAGAUGAAAUUCGUCAAAGCACUGCGAGGAUUGAGUCUUUGAUAACAGACGAAGCAAAUCGUAUAAUUGAAGAGCUCAAGAAAAACCAUCUUUGUGAAUGUAACGAAGGAGAAUCUUCAUACGACUUGAUAUUUGGAGUUUUCAAUCUUGCAAUGACAACUCUAUCUAAAGGAUACGCCAUGGUAGUGCAUGCUUACCGAUACCGUCAACUUAACUCAACGAAUCCAGAAAUACGUGACACUUUGGAUGAUUAUAAAGAAACAGCGCUUAAAAUCGCCGAAGUUGCACGAUCGGUUGGGGAGAUGGAAUCUAAAGCAAUCCGUCGUUGUGAUUCUGAAAAAUUUAAAGAAGAAGCUUAUUUGGCGCCAGUAAAUAGCAAACAACGCUACUGUUAUGCAAGAGUAAAAGGCGGUGAUCUGCAGUGGUAUUAUAAAGGUCGGAUAACUGAAGGUUGUGACUACGAUUAUGGGUUGUACUACUCUAGACUUCAUUUUAUCACUGGAAUCCGCUUAGUCACAAAAUUAUCAAUUACUUACUUUGAAGUACAACAAGGAGUUUUAGUAAAUGGAACUGUUGACAACACGACCGUCAAAUGGGAUGAUAGAGUUACCAAGAAGCUUGAAGAUAUGGAAAAAAAUAAUCAGACACCUGAUUAUGCCUCCAGUGUUUUAACUGAACUCACAGGAGUAAAAAUCAUUGAUGAAUUAGGAAAUCCUAUUAUUUCUCAUGAUGUACACUGGUUUUUAGGAACGAAUAAUUUUAACAGAAAUGAAAUAACAAAAAGUGAUCUCGACAUUCCAACAUUAGGCAAGAAAAAGAAUGGCGAACUAAGCGAACCAGGAAAGCAUUACGUCAAAUUUCAAAUGACUGGUUGGGCGAUAGACGCCGGUCAGACUUUAAUUCCUUUUAUAGAUAUGCAAGAAGUGGUUGCUAAUCCUCCAGCACCUAUUGGUGGUGUCGGGCUUCAUUAUAAUGGUCAAGAUGGAUAUGGAGGAUUCAUUGCGCCAAAACUUAUAAGCAUGAAUAAUACUAUUUAUAUGAGCGAAAAUUAUUUGAAGAAAACAUUUAAUGAUACAACGGGUGUUAAACUAAAAAAGCGACAUCUUACUCUUGACGUAGGAGAUAGCAGAAGAUCACACUCCAUUCUGGACACAACGAGCGCUCAAGGUCUCAACAUCAAAAUGGACUCUGCUUAG